AUGGGUAGAGUUAGAACUAAGACCGUCAAGAGAGCCUCCAAGGUUUUAAUUGAAAAGUACUAUCCAAAGUUAACUCAAGACUUUGAAACCAACAAGAGAUUAACCUCUGAAAUUGCAGAAAUUCAAUCCAAGAGAUUAAGAAACAAGAUUGCUGGUUACACUACCCACUUAAUGAAGAGAAUUCAAAAGGGUCCAGUUAGAGGUAUUUCUUUCAAGUUACAAGAAGAGGAAAGAGAAAGAAAGGAUCAAUACGUUCCAAAGGUUUCUGCUUUAGACUUAGAAAAGAACAAGGGUGCUUUAUACGUCGACGAAGAUACCGAUGCUAUGAUCAAGUCUUUAGGUUUCAAGGUCCCAACCAACAUUGUUGCUGUCUCCUCUGGUGCUCAAAGAAGAUACAGAAAGUAA
This is a messenger RNA of Pichia kudriavzevii, 405 nucleotides long. RefSeq lists its product as uncharacterized. Gene Ontology annotation, molecular function: structural constituent of ribosome. The record is from RefSeq and is a predicted model, not a curated record. The transcript is spliced from 2 exons. Lineage: Eukaryota; Fungi; Ascomycota; Pichiomycetes; Pichiales; Pichiaceae. Gene Ontology annotation, biological process: translation. Gene Ontology annotation, cellular component: ribosome. Bases 1 to 405 code for a protein of 134 amino acids.